AUGCAUUUAAAUGAAAUAAAAGCAUCAUUAAAACGUACGUCAGCCAUUGCACAUGAUGCUAUAAAUUUAUGUCAAGAUUUUAUUGAUUAUGCACCAUCGCAUUAUUUUAUUGAUUUUUACAAAGAAACUCUCGAUGAUCCUAAUAUAUUUUUACAUCAAUAUACAUGUGGAUUAGUAAAUUUAGUUUCUAUUUUUGAAGCUAUUGCAAAUGUUUAUUCAUCAUAUUUUAAUCGAAAAAUUGAUCGAUUAAAUGAAAUUCUAGUUACUGAUGGUGUUUAUCAAUCACUUUUCAAUUGUAUUCAUAGUUUUAUUAAUCCUGAUGAUGAAGUUAUUCUAAUAGAGCCAUUUUUUGUUUGUUAUGAACCAAUGGUUCGUUCAGCUUCUGGUAUUCCACGAUGUAUAGCACUUAAACCGAAACCUGAAUCAAUCAAAGCUGAUAUUUCAUCAAGUUCCGAUUAG
Molecule: messenger RNA, 459 nt
Organism: Rotaria sordida
Lineage: Eukaryota; Metazoa; Rotifera; Eurotatoria; Philodinida; Philodinidae
Source: the annotation of a GenBank genome assembly